Molecule: messenger RNA, 363 nt
Organism: Micromonas pusilla CCMP1545
Lineage: Eukaryota; Viridiplantae; Chlorophyta; Mamiellophyceae; Mamiellales; Mamiellaceae
Exons: 1
Coding region: 1-363 (120 amino acids)
Source: RefSeq, a predicted model, not a curated record
AUGAACUCCCAGCUCGCGUGGGGCACGCCCGGGACGGCGGACUCCCCGCUGUGGUUCGCGUUGCCGAGAUCCUUCGUGCUCGUCCCGCUGUUUUACCUCCGCUACGGCAUCUUCUUCCGGUGGCACGGCUACGGCCCGUAUCGGUGCAACGUCGUCGGCGUGUGCGCGCCGCUGCCGGGCCCGAACGAGCUCGGGUUCAUCGCGACGUGGCCGGGCGUCUUCGUGGACGUCUUCGUGUUGACGUUCGUGAUGGUGCUCGCGGAGUGUAAGCUGGCGUUGUCGUGGCGCCUGUGGCGCGCGCAGUUGAGUCGCGAGUCCAACGCGGGGGUUCUCCCGGGGGGGGCGCGCCGAGCGAGCGACUGA